Opisthorchis viverrini is the source of this 7235-nucleotide messenger RNA. RefSeq lists its product as hypothetical. Gene Ontology annotation, molecular function: ATP binding; MAP kinase kinase kinase kinase activity. The record is from RefSeq and is a predicted model, not a curated record. Gene Ontology annotation, biological process: protein phosphorylation. The transcript has 28 exons. Bases 1 to 5763 code for a protein of 1920 amino acids. NCBI's taxonomy places the organism in Eukaryota, Metazoa, Platyhelminthes, Trematoda, Opisthorchiida, Opisthorchiidae.
AUGGCGGUGAAGUCGGAGCUCAGUGAACAAAAGUUGGGCUAUAUUAGGGAGCUAGUAAAUGCCAAAGAUCCGAAGGAAGAGUACAAACUCAUUGAAAGCAUUGGUACAGGAACUUAUGGUGAAGUAUACAAGGUAACAUCACCCUUCAUUAAAGUCGUGACAUUUGCCCAGGCCCUACGCCUAAGGACUAAGGAGAUCGCUGCUGUGAAAAUCAUAAAGAUAGAUGCCAAGGAUGAUAUCCGUGCAAUCCUGCAAGAGAUACAAACGUUACGUGAUUGCAAACACCACAAUAUUGUGCAGUUCUUCGGCAGCUAUUUUCGGAACAACAAAUUAUGGAUAUGCAUGGAGUUCUGCGGGGGAUUCUCGAUGCAGGACAUUUAUACAAAUAUUCGACGUCCCAUCGAGGAGAAUUGCAUCGCAUUCGUUACGCGCGAAACUCUUCGAGGGAUUGAAUAUAUGCAUAAAGCUGGGAAAAUUCAUCGCGACAUUAAAGGUGCCAAUAUUCUACUUACGAACGAUGGGGAUGUGAAAAUUGCUGACUUUGGUGUAGCUGCCCAAAUAACUCAAACUAUCCAGCGGCGAAAUUCGUUCAUCGGUACUCCAUACUGGAUGGCACCCGAAGUUGCUGCGGUGGAACGCAAGGGAGGGUAUGAUGAGAAGUGCGAUAUUUGGGCACUGGGAAUUACUGCCAUGGAGUACGCUGAACUGCAGCCUCCGUUGUUCGACCUUCAUCCAAUGAAAGCACUUCGGAUUCUGGGUAUGCGCAGUUACAAACCACCUACGCUUCGUAAUAAGGCUGCGUGGUCGUCGAAAUUUCACAACUUCCUCAAGACGGCCUUAACCAAGAGUGAAAAGAAACGACCAACAGCUCAAGCUUUGUUACGUCAUGAACUGGUUACCCAGCCUCACCUGACUAGAGCAUUAACUUUGAGGCUGUUGGAACUCAAUCGCAAUCCGGACCGCCUGCUCACGACUGGAGUCAACUCGGGUGCACCGGUUCCAAAACCACUGGCUCCCGCAGCUGCUCAAACACCUCAAUCAAAGGGCCCUGCAAGUCCGGCCCUACUUCUUGGGAGACCAGACUUGCUGCCUGUCGCAUCACCUCUAUCCAGUGCCAAUUCCAGUGGAAGGGAGAGUAAAAGUUCAUCAAACGAAAGGCCAGACAGCACCACGAAGAGGAAACCUUCAGUCGGAUCCAAUGUGCGCCCGCAGCCGCCAGAAACAAUGCAUACACCUUGGUCGGGUCCAGGAGUUGUCAGCGAAGCUAGUUCCAUCUCGCCGGAUGCUGCCACUCCAGUCGCGUCCCCUAAAACGCCAGAAGUCAACUCAGCGUUAAAGCCCUUCCCGGCAGAACGCAUUUUUCCUGUUCGUCAUGCUACGCCUGCUGGUCCUCCCUCAGCUACUGGUGAGGCGCCUGUUCAACCGGGUGCUAACUCGUUAAAAUCAUUAUUGGAAAAAAUACGUAUCAUGGACGAAUUGCCCACUCCCCUACCCGCUUAUGUUGCGAUGGCACCCACAGCCUCUCCAGCUGUCAAGCCAUCCGGUGAAUGUAUUAAGCUCCUUACUUCUGGGAAAUCACCGAAAACCGCUCUGACCUCUGCACAUUCGCAUAAAUCCAAAGCCUCAGAACCAGUGGAAGCAUUGGUACAACAGGUUCAGGUUCUCCCUUCAGUGGCCUCUGUCCCGACACCUGUGGAAGUUCGUGCCUCAUCGGCUAGCGGUUAUUCUGACACUUCUUCCUGUGCGUCUGCUUCCACUUCUCCGAGAAGUUCUUGUUCUUCCAUAACAAUGGAGGCCGUUCAACAGGCAGAACUUCGGGCCCAGUCCAGCCAUCUUUCAUUAACCAACGGGCAACAGCGUUCGGCAAAACUUUCCAAUUCCUCCUCCUUGGUGGAUCACACCGCAGAGGCUGUGCUACCCAGUGAGGAAAAGAACUUACGCAAAAGCGAGAACGGCAGCUCAGCUGUCGAUGGUUUCACGCCAUCCGCAGCGGACGCAGCGUUGUGUCCUGACCACUUGACAGUAUUCGAACCGGUGAUUUUGCAAGAUUCCCUUGAGGCCGAAUUUGUUCCAAUCGAUGCUGAUGCACUUGUACUUAGUCCGACACCGGUGCUUUCACAGACGCCUAAGCAAUUAUGUACUGAGCAAUCACUGACCUCAUUGGUAGGUGAGCCUCCGCAAGCGGUCGAUUCAACCAUGCCCAUAUUGAAAGAAUCUCAGGACGCGCCUCUGGAACAGAAGGAUGUAGACUCUUCGUCUGAUGAACACGACUCGCAUGAAGACUACUCAGAAAGUGAUUAUGAUGAUGAAGAGGAAGAAGAAUGUGAGGAGAAUGACCUUUCUGAUGACGAUAACUACUCCCAAGAAUCUCAUGUCACACGCGGGACUGUCACUACCAUAGAGUCUAAUUCCUCCGCCUCCUCUACUGAAAUACCACCUUGCGCUGGUCAUCCUCUUGAAUCGACAGUUACAAGCUCCAAAAAGGCACCACUGACAUUCCAGGCAAAUGAUGCUCCUGAUGUCGUCGAGAGGAAAAUAACGGCUCCCUAUGCUUCGGUAGAAAAUCCGGACGAAUGGGACCUCAGUGUGGCGGAUGAUGACUUAUUGGCAGCCGAUGGUCUAUUGCUCAUAAAUCGUCACGGAACGGAUUCUGCCAGCGACCGGAUCAGCGAAUUUGGCUUUCGCAUACAUGGAAACUCGGACGGAGAAGAGGACGCAGACGAGGAAGACGGAGAGUAUGAGGACUUUUUGGAGGACGAUAAGCAUCCGUCGUUCAACACAGUCCCUGAACUUGUACAAUUUUUACUCAAUAGGCUGACUAUACCUGACCAACUUCCUGAUCUGCGAGCCGAUCUCCCCAUACCUCAAGUAACCGACGCUCAGCGUCCCCGGAGUCCGGAUGUCGUUGGUGAUCACUUGCCACAAGUUCUUACAGAAAGCAUGCCAGCCAAUGGUGUGGUGGAUGAAAAUAUUGUGGUAAAUUCUGACCAACAGACCAACCAUUCGACAGCAGCAGCCCCGAAGAAACACUCCUCCGAAUUGACCUAUGAACCGGAAGCAUUGAAGGAGUUCUAUCCGGAUAAAUCUGGAGAGGAACUGAUGUCUCUUUUGCGGCAGCUGAAGUUCGCUCAGAAAUUCGCCUGGCUUUCUGGCUCUCCACCGGUGGCCGAUAUCCACGUGAUCCAACGGGGUCCACAAUCGAUUCGUAGUUGGUGGCCACCAGUUUACGCAAUACAAACGUUUAUGCUGGAAGUUUGUACUGGCCAGAAAAAGUUCAUGAGCAGCACACAAUUGGAGCACUCUUCGUCCGUUUUCUGUACGGCCAGCACCGACCCCAAAUCGACCUCCCAAUGUGAUCCCAAGUCCACUGUCCCGCCCUCUACACUUGCUGCGUUAACCGCAAUCCAGACAACAAAACUGUCAUUGAAUGGGGAAUCGGAACUACAUCGGAAGAUAACAAACAAUCAUCAUCAUAAGGGAGUGGAACAGGAAUACAAUGCGUCUUCACUUCCAUCCACCCCACACAUCUCGCCACCGGAUAUUAAGCAGGAUACUAAAAGUCUCGAGACACCCGCUUCUCCUUUGUGCUUAUCGCCAACUAGGCCUACAAUGGACGAUGGGCCGCCGGUGAUGGACAAAGUCGAACAGCCUCGACAACCUCUACUGGUGCCUAUGGAAUACUCCGGGGAUGUUCUGCUGGAAAAUGUGUCUCCAAUCGACACUUCUCCCACUGUUAUCCUAUUGCCAACGACUCAGUUCGUACGAGAGGAGUUGAAUACUACACAGUCCGGGGAGUCUGAAAUUCAGCAGCAGUUGUCUUCAUCAUUGCUCGAUCAGUCUUUGGAGCAGCCGCGUUGUGAGAUGUCAACAUCGGUGGCUACCGUAUGCAUGUCGGAGAUUGUGGGUGUGAAUGAUUUGCAGUCGGAGGAGGGUAUCAAUAAAUCGGUGGUCUCUCCACCAGCAACCGUUGCAACAUCACCAGCUCACGAAUCUCCUCGUUUACCGAUGACUGUACCUGGACCCAAGAAAAUUAGCCGUUUGGUCACAUCACACAGUCUUCGAGCGCAGGUAGAAGGUCCUACUCGACACUUGCCAAUGAUGCAUCCUGCUACUGGUUCACUCCAAUAUCUCACGCCCGCCAAUGGGGAGGUGGAUAGCCCAUCAACUGGAAAGGUGGAUAUCGUCAACACUGUCGUACAUGCAGCGAUUUCACUGACAGCUCGGUCCUCCGGUGACUUCUCGCAUCUGUCAUCAACACCUCUGCCGAUUACAGAGAGCUGUAUCAUCUCCAGUACACCACAUGACUGGAACUCGGUGGUGGAACUGCGCCAACCUGAUAAUAAUGGAGUUCCGCGAACGAAAGUGCCAGCGGUUCGCAUACCAUCAUCCAAGGGCCGGAUAAAAUCUAUUAUCGAUGCUCCCGGAUCUCGAUUGUCAAUGGUUGAGCUGACACGUGCUGAUGAGCGUCCCUUGUAUUCUAGCUCGUCAGGCAUCCCGCCAACACCGCAAGUGAAUAUGGGUGCUUGCUUCUCCUUGGUGUUUGAGGGAUGUCCACUCAAAAUCAAUUCCACCGCCACAUGGGUGAACCCGGUCAAUAAUGGUCAAAUUCUUCUGUUCGGCACGAACGAUGGAAUAUACUAUCUCAGUUUGAAAGACUUGGCGGACAGCUCACUGGAAUUGCUUUUCCCGCGAAGAUGCCUUUGGUUGUCGGUCGUCAGAGACACCAUGAUGUCCUUAUCAGGUCGCCAUCCUCAGCUAUAUUGUCAUAAUUUGGUUUCUUUGAUGAAGCUGAAAUCCCAGGGUCAUGUGAUGAGUGGAAACCCGUCAAAAUUGGGGAAACUGACCAAAUUAUUUCCAAAGCGGUUCUCCCCGUCCAAAAAAGUUCCGGACACGAAGGGCUGUCGACGAGUGAGUGUAACACGUAGUCCAUUCAACGGAGCGAAAUACCUGUGUGCAGCGAUUGGCAGCGAGAUUCUGGUGAUGGAGUGGUUCAAUCCCGUUUCUUCCUUCAUCGAGAUUAAACGGAUAUUCGUUCCGGAUAUGCCUUCACCCCUAUUGACGUUCGAUCUACUGAUCAUGAAAGAUCGUCCGCUGCCUCUGGUUUGCCUGGGUGUCUAUCGGCAUCAUUCCCGUCAAGGCCGCGAAAACAAACGGUACCGUCUACAGUUGGUGGAUCUGAAUUUGAACGAACAUCCCGCGUCUCCAACUACAGUGGCCGAUUCAUCGCGCCGUUACAGAGCUUCCCUAAGUUGCUCUCAGCCUACUCCUUUGAUGGAGUCUUCUCAGACCGCCAUAGUUGGCUCUCCAGCUCUCUCUGCAGAGGACAACCGCAAACCUGAUCAUCGGGCAGAGUACCAACGACGGAAUGCCCUAUUUUUACCGGAAGAUAGCGUACCUGUCGUAGAGGUUGUUCAGCUGGAACACAAUACAAUUCUUGUUUGUCUUCAGGAUUGUGCCAAGGUAAUCAGUCUGAACGGCCGAAUCAAGUCCAGUCGUCAUCGAGCUACCACCUUGGAUUUCAAUGGAUCAGUAGCUGAAUCCAUCGUAUGUCUUCGUGAUAGCAUCUUGAUUUUCCACCCACAUGGAUUGUUGGGAAAGAGUUUUACCGGUGAGCUUACCCAGGAGAUCAACGAUGCGAAACACAUCUAUCGACUACUUGGUUGUGACCGCAAUAUUGUCGUGGAGAGCAGACCUGCUGAUGAUCCCAUGUCUAAUUCAAACGUCUAUCUGCUAGCUGGUCACGCAGACAGUCGACAUCAGUGAAGAUGAUACAUGUACAGUUGAUUGACCCGGGAACCGAAUUGUCUUUCGUCGCUUCAUCGUUGUGGGAAGAUGUGCACACACUGGCACAGAUUAUCGAUCUGGUUUAGUAGCCAUUGUUUCAGCAUUCCUUCGCACUGGAGUUGGUGACACUCCAGGCAGCACACAUUACAACCAUCGCCAUCGAUACAAAUUGCGUUCCUCACAAUAACAUCAAUAUCCGCCAGGUCUAACUCCAGUACUGACCAAGCUUACCUCUUAGACUGCCUUUCCAGCGGCCCCAACUGGGGAUAUCUCGCCAACUACAGAAUUAUUGAUUUCCCACCAUCCAACGUCGUGCAUUUUCGAUGUACUCUCGUUUCCACAAUGAACCGCUUUUCAUAACCGAAUUCACUCACUUUCGCUGCCGAAAACCGCUUUCUUGCUUGUUUAUUUCCCGAUGCUCGUCAGCCAGUCCAUGUGAUACGACAGGUCUAAUUGCAUUUUCCGUUGCGAACUCCUCUGUCAUCUUUAUGCUUAACCAACUUGCUUUCUUCGGAAUUCGGAGUGAGUAGAAUGAACAUCCUGGCUUCUGACUGGCCCAGUGGUCUACUACGCGCUUUUGUUUGUUUUUUCUUUAGGGAACUAAAGGGAUCUGUUAUCGUUCCCUCACUGGCGCUUGUCCAUAAUCUUGCUGUGGUAGGCCCAAUUAGCCAUAUUUUUCUAUUUAGGUGAAACACUCAUCGUGAUGCUGCGAAUAUCAGCAGUACUAAUAUCAUGUGUAUUUUACUAUAGUUGUUGCUCGUAAUCGCAGCAGUUUAUUUAGUUUUUGGAGUGGCGCCGACUGUACAUGUCUCUUUGCCGCACCCCUGCCAUUGCGACCCUUGACCACGUUUCCCCGAGGGUCUCAUAGUUCCGUUCAUUUUUUUCAUCUGUAAAGGUAUCACGCUUCUCUCCUAUCCUUAUUUUCUUUCCGUCUUUUUUGAUUCUCCGUUACUUGAAAUGUAGCCUUUUUGAAACUUGUGCAGAAUCCAAGCUCCGCCAUCUGUCUGCACCCCAAAUUUUUCUUUUCGGUCAGUUAUUUCCACCCCGCUGGAGUAACUUGAUGCGAUUGUUCAUGUGCGUCUGUUGAGUUCCAUAUCACAAACAGGAGCACACAAUCGUCAGUUUGGCGUGGUUCUGUUAACAUCCUCCAUAAAGUGUCAUCGAUUCCAUCUUUGCACGUGAUUCGCUUAACUUCAACCUCGCAGCUUAUUACUUCAAUAAGCUCAAGAUUUUCUCGUGCCCAUGUCUUUUACAGUCCAUGAGUCCGCAAAUCUUCACAGCGGUAUUCAUACCUCUCCCCUCGCACAUAGACAUACGAACAGACAUGUUUACGGAUUUUAUGUCUUGGUGCUUUUUUAUUUUUUCUCUUGACAGUUCCUAGUUGGCUUAUCGCAUUUUACGACUCUAAUCAUGCUCUUUUCAUGAUCUACUGAUAUAUAUUUCUUGACACU